This is a messenger RNA of Sabethes cyaneus, 3948 nucleotides long. RefSeq lists its product as uncharacterized. The transcript has 11 exons. The record is from RefSeq and is a predicted model, not a curated record. The coding region runs from base 1 to 3948 and encodes 1315 amino acids. Lineage: Eukaryota; Metazoa; Arthropoda; Insecta; Diptera; Culicidae.
AUGGUUACUGCCGAAACAAACUGCCGCCUUCUCACCGCUGGCAUAGUACUAUUUGCUACCAUUCUUCUAACGGAAAGCAUACAAAUAGACAACCGACUCGUCCAACCACAACAUGAUUGUUUUGAGCGGAUAGCGCUGGGUGCAAUGUUACCGUUUGAGAAAACUUUUCGAAACUCAGACACAAACUCGCUGAAAAUCUGCGAAACACUUUGCCUCAAUGACAAAGAAUGUCAGACGUUUGCAUUUGGCAUAUCCGGGCGAGGCAAUGGAACUUGCCAGCUCUCAGCGAACAUAAUCGAUGCUACCAAUUCACGCCCAGUCGGUACCGUAUUUGAUCCAGACUUUGAUCUGUAUGCCAGAAAGUACAAUUGUUUUUUAGAUACAGGCGGGCCGUCGAAUCCUCCUCCACGGCCAGGAGGUUUAAACACCUUCCCCGCGAGUGAAUUGCCGCCAGGAGGAACACAACGACCAUCAUCUUCUUUUCCUCCUUCGGGGAGUCCUGAACGACCAGGUCCACCGGUAUUUACACCCACCGGUAGUACCGCUACUGGAGCACCGAUAUCGACCACCAACAAUGGGUUUUCUGAAAUCCGACCUACAAGUGAAUAUCCGGGAACAUUUUCUACUAGCGUAGGAUCGACCUAUAAUCAAGCAACUGGUGAAACAUUUCCGGAAACGACUGCUCCCGGAGAAGAUUACUACUCCACUAAAGAGCAACCGUCAUCAACAUUGUCAGGUCAUUACACCCCAACAACUAACGCCGCCUCAGGUCCUCCGAGUAGUACAGGAGUAGAUCGAAUUCCUCCAAAACCAACACAGCCUGAUGAAAAUCCCAUGAAAUACCCUAUUGAUCUCAGACCACAAUAUCCAGGCAGUUCCGGUCCAUCGCGACCCGGAAAUUAUCCAUAUAACUUUCCAAUGCUCUACGAAACGAACUACCCGCUUCCGAACAAAAAUGAACCGCUUCCGGGCAUUUACGCUCCGAACAUACCACCUGUAGACAACAAUUACCUACGACCGGAAUACUCUGGAUACUUUGGAAGACCUUCCGGUCCUUCUGGACCGACCGGCUUAAUGAAACCAGUAGAAAACAGUGCAUCUGGCUACGGAGGCAGUGGACCUCAACGACCGGUUGAACACAAACCUCCCGACUAUGGAAAACCGCUUCGGCCAUCCAGUUCGGGAUCUGGGCCGGAUCCGUCUGGAUAUGGUGUAACGCGCCCACCACCUCCUGCGGCACCCAGUGGACCUACCGGUGGGGAUGGAUACAAAGUUACCGAAGAAAACCAUAAGCCUGAUAGACUUAGACCAUGCUACCGAAGAGUGCUGGCUGGAAAACGGGUUGCCCCACAGUGGGUUCGGAGGACACUGAUUUGUGAACGAGUAGAAGACUGCCAACGCGAAUGCGGCGAUGAGCGACGAUUUCCCUGUGAAGGUUUCAACUACCGGUUGGACCCAACCGGUCGGGGGCAAGGCGAUUGCGAGCUUAUUGAUCAACCUCUGUCUCAGAUUGAUUUAUACUCCAGCCUACAUCAGCGAGAUUCAAAUCUAAUUCGUGAUCCGGAUUACGACUAUUACGAACGCGAUCGUAGUGCUUCUCCUUCGUGUCGUACAAAUUACGGCUGCAAGGAUUGUGGACUGAAACCAUACCGACCGCCCUUCGAUUUCAUUCGACCAACGACCUACCGUCCGCAUGCCGACGGCUACAAACCAUUUCCACCAGAGCGGAUACCUUAUGAGGAAAUACACUAUAAACCAAUGACCGCUGUAAGCAAAUAUCGACCUCCCUUUUAUGACCGUGAUUUUGAUAGAUAUGGUUCAAACUACUAUCCAUCACCACCUCUUUCACCGAGCGAAUCAUUCAGACCAUCGUUCCCUUAUAAGCCACAAUAUUCCGGUGAUAUCGAUAGAUACGGAUCGGUAGAUCAAGAUCGUUAUAAACCACCUCACGGUAGUUAUGAACGUCAUGACUACUACCGACCAUCAAUGCCGUACGGACCACCUCCAGAAGAUCAUCGACCACCUGCACAUAGGCCUCGACAUCCAUAUGAAGAUCGCGAACCACCACGGCCUCCAACUUCUCCUGCACACUAUCCAGUCCAAGGUGAGAAACCGAUCGGUUUCAUUCCAUAUUUGAUUGGACAAGACGCCCACAAAAACUGGGGUGUUUAUGGUGGAUCAUAUGGACAUAGUGGCACCGACUCCUACAAAUCUGUUUCCGACUACUGGGGCAUAAGAAAUGAAAUCAAGCGAUACGAUGGCCCAUCAUUCAACUACUUUGAAUUACGAAGUGAUCACCACCUAGACGACAACAGCAUCUGGAGUUACGGAGGCCGAAAGUACGGUUUUGACGAUCCGAACGCACUCAGUAUUCCCGAUCAUCGUCCCGACCGUGGCCACUUCGGUCAUCAAUGGAGUAGAAGACCGGGGUUGGAAGAAUGUUCCGUUAAAUCUAGCGAAGGUUUCCGAUUGCACAAAGGUGUUGUGAAGUACGCCCUGAACACGCCGACCGUCAUCGAAUGUGAAAGAAUGUGCUUCUCGGAGUCACGCUUCCGAUGUUUGACUUUUAGCUAUCGGUACUCUACGGUUUCGCGGGAAAAUUGCUUACUCUGCGAUCGACCCUACAAUUUGCUGGAUUUUUAUGCUGAUUUAGAACCAGAUCGUGACUAUGACAUCUAUUCAAUGACCGAUGAUCUCAAGGCUUGUCAACCAGAGUCUCAUCCACCAAUUUUCAAUGCGCAAUGUUUCAUUCGAGCAAUGGAUUCAUCUCGAUUUUACAAAGCAAUCAUUCGUGACUCACUGACGGUUCGGUCGGUUGGUGAGUGUGAACUCGAGUGUAUCAAGGCAUUGAAGUUCACCUGCCGAGCAUUUACGUACAGUUUCGGUCCACACACAAUCAACUCCGUUAUAGAUAACUGCUUGCUGUCGGACUGGCCAGUACGAGAUAUGGACAGAGAUCGCCACUUGGUGUUUGACGAAGGAUUCGAUGUAUUUGAGCGUGCCAGCUACGGACAAGGAUGUGAAAUUCAGCCAAUCAUCGACGAUAAACACCAGAAGAAAUUCUGCUACCUUGGAUAUGGCUCACCGGCAAAGCUGCUGUCAUCAGCAAUUAAGAAAGUGAUCUCUGUGAAUACUGAACUGGACUGCAAAAAUGAAUGCAUUCGAUUAAGAGAAACUACGCCAUUCAAAUGCCUUUCAUUUAGCUUUGGAUCUCAAGCGUCAACAUACAACUGUGAAAUGUCAGACCUAGAUCAAAGUGAAUUGAAAAUGGGUGUUCACUAUGCGCACACCAACAACCGAGAUUACUGGUUGUUUGCGUGGAAUCCUUUCGACUACACCUGUCGCGACAAAAUCAUUACCAUCAGUAGUGGCAGCAACGGUGGAAACCGGGAGAAUCACGACCGUCGAAUGGACAUAUUCCGAGAACCGGGUGAUGGAGCUUGGCGCCAGUACACCGUGUCGGGGAAACCCUGCCGCUCUGGUACCAAAUGCGAGCGCAACAAGAUCACAGGGUUUUACUCGUGCGAAAUAGAUGGUGGUGAGGUUGGUUCGUGGGACUAUUGCUGUAAAACCGAUCACCCUUGUGGCUACUCGCAAGGGUUCGAAUAUCCAUGGUGCUUCGUGGGCGAUGCUCCCGACCAGUGGCGAAAAUGCAGCGAUAAAUACUUCCCUGCGAAACACCACCAGCACCAGCAGCAGCACCCCAAUGGGCUCGCCGAUGGUACGCGUUAUCAAGACAAGAAUAAAAAGGGUGAAAUCUAUCAGCCACCACCCAAACCCGGUGGACUAAGGCACACGGAUGAUGUUACGGCACCCGCCGAGCUUUGGCCGGUCACAUUCCUGUACGACAAGGGACCACCGGUGAUGACCGGCAGCAAAAAACCGUUGGCGUCGAAUGCAACCGAACUCAGCAGCAACGUGAUCGAUUGUAAGAAAGACAAGUGCUAG